Messenger RNA from Culicoides brevitarsis, 1732 nucleotides. RefSeq names its product beta-1,4-glucuronyltransferase 1. The record is from RefSeq and is a predicted model, not a curated record. NCBI's taxonomy places the organism in Eukaryota, Metazoa, Arthropoda, Insecta, Diptera, Ceratopogonidae. Gene Ontology annotation, molecular function: glucuronosyltransferase activity. Gene Ontology annotation, cellular component: Golgi apparatus. The transcript has 4 exons. Gene Ontology annotation, biological process: protein O-linked glycosylation via mannose. The coding region runs from base 34 to 1449 and encodes 471 amino acids.
AAAUCGUGAAAAAUUGUAUUAAUUCGUCAGUUUAUGAAGAGUUGCAGUGAAGUUGAAACAAAAAACAGUUCAAUGAGACAGUCAUGCAGACUUUGGAAUCUCAGCAUUGCCAGUGUUUUGGCAUUGACAUUGUCAAAUGUUUUACUUACCAUUCGUCUCCUGAACAACUCUGAAAGUAGCGGAUGUAGUUACUCGAGUGCCGAUAUUGAAGCCGCUUCAGGCAAGGGUUCUUUUCAAACGCCCGCUGCUUGUCUCGAAUAUGUCUUAAGUGAUCCUUUUGCUUAUAACAACACCGAAAAAGCAGUUUUUUCGGGGCUCGAUCUUCGUUUAGGGCGUUGGGAUAAUCGUCGGUUGUACAAAAUUUUCGAUUUUGCAGUUGUUGGCGAAAAAUUCAGUGAAUUAACGGAAAAGUAUUCCGUUUGUUUGGCAACCCAAAGUUCCUUGGAGAAGAUUUACUCACUUGUUCAAGUAGCGCAUCAUUGGACAGGCCCCAUUUCGUGCGCGAUAUUCACAGCAGGCGAUGAUGAACUUUACGUGAUGCAACUUUAUCUCUCCUACUUGAGACAUUGUUUCAAGCCGAUUCGGGAACGGGUGAGUUUUCAUCUGGUUUUUCCCAAAGAUCGGGCGCCCGAUAACAUCAAAGGGGUUCAUGGGAGUGAUUUUGGAAAAUAUGAAUGUUCAAAGCCUGAAGCGACGUUACAGACUUUGAUGAAGUUCAGACACAGUGAAACAGCGAAAUGGCGAAUAAAGAACCCGUAUCCGCAGAAUCAUUUGAGGAAUGUGGCGAGGAAAGGAUGUCAAAAUGCAAAUGUUUUUCUCACGGAUGUCGAUAUUAUUCCGAGCGUUAAUUUUACCGAAAAUUUAGACAAGUUUCUGAGGAAAGCCAAAUGUAGUAGUAACCAAUGUGCUUAUGUGAUACCUACUUAUGAAUUAGAUGACAGAGUUCGUUUUCCGCGAAAUAAGUCGGACUUGAUAAGGUUGGCGAAUAAGGGUCUUGCUCGUCCUUUUCAUCACAAAGUUUUCAUUUAUAAUCAGUUUGCGACGAAUUUUACGAGAUGGCAAGUUGAUGGUCCCGAGCCUGAAGAAGCGCACAUCAGCCAUAACGUGACGAAUUUUGAGUUUCUCUACGAGCCAUUUUACGUUGCCAACGACAUUGUACCACCGCAUGACGAACGUUUCCUCGGUUAUGGCUACACCCGUAACACGCAAGUCUACGAAAUGUUCGUCGCUGGUUACCAAUUCCAAGUGCUAUCGCCUCUCUUCACCGUGCAUUGGGGACUGCAGAACAAAAAAAGUCGUCCAGCAUGGCGCGAACGACAAAAUAACGUCAACCGCAAGUACUUUGAGAUUUUCAAGCGGGAAGUGUUUGCGCGCUAUCACAAGGAUCCGCUGAAAAUGCUCGUGCCAAAGAAACCAAAGCGGCCUGCUGGAAACGCAGUAGGGCGAUAAAACUCUAAAAAAGUAGAAAAAAUUGUAGCAAUUUUGUAGUUAGCUUAAAAAACAAAAAAAAAAUAUUUACAUUAAAAAAAAUGAAAGUGCAUCGAUUUAUAUAAGCAAUUUUAUACUACCUAUUUUUAACAAUGGCCCACAUUAUUUACCUGUAUGACUUAUGAACUAACACACAAAAUAAAAAUAGUUGAUCUAUUUACUCGGAAUUCGUAAAAAAAUAAUAUUUUUGUUGUCCAGAUUAUAUUCAAGAGGAUUAAUAAAUUUUUAUAAGUGUCUAUAUUAC